AUGAAGCUCGUCCGGUUCCUGAUGAAAUGCGCCAAUGAGACGGUGACGAUCGAGCUGAAGAAUGGAACCAUCCUCCACGGCACCAUCACCUCGGUCUCGCCGCAGAUGAACACCAGCCUCCGCACCGUCAAGAUGACCCCCAAGGGCCGCGACCCCAUCGGCCUCGACACCAUCAACAUCCGCGGCUCCACCAUCCGCUACUACAUCCUGCCGGACAGCCUGCCGCUCGACACGCUGCUGAUCGACGACACGCCCAAGCCCAAGAACAAGGCGCGCAAGGAGGCGGACCGUGGGGGUCGCGGGGGAAGAGGUGGGCCCCGCGGGAGGGGACGCGGGCGUGGCAGGGGCCGGGGCCGGGGAUUCUAGAUUUUCUUCUCCCCUGUGUCUUUAUGAACUUGGGUGUGAUGUUGGGACGGUGAAUGGGUCUUCUUACUGGAUGCGGUGGUGGAAGGAUCGCGAGGGAUGGGGAUACCUACCCUACUUGCUGUAGGUGGAGGGAGGGGGUCAUCUAUUGCGUUCAUUUUGCUGUCAUUUUUUUUCUCUCUAUCUUGAAAGUCAUCAUCUUCAUCGUCAUGGGAAAAUAUGGAGUUCGUUUUUAUUUUUUCGUGAUUUAUCUCGUUUCUUGCUUGUUGGGCAGUGUAUCCGGUUGUGUGGUUUGUAGUUGUAGUUCGAGAGAGAAAUCAACGCAACCCCUAAGAUAGAUUAAGAGUCAAUGUCAAGAGCAGAGCAGAGCUG
Messenger RNA from Aspergillus fijiensis CBS 313.89, 735 nucleotides. RefSeq names its product mRNA splicing protein SMD1. Gene Ontology annotation, biological process: RNA processing; spliceosomal snRNP assembly. Bases 1 to 366 code for a protein of 121 amino acids. The transcript is spliced from 3 exons. The record is from RefSeq and is a predicted model, not a curated record. Lineage: Eukaryota; Fungi; Ascomycota; Eurotiomycetes; Eurotiales; Aspergillaceae. Gene Ontology annotation, molecular function: RNA binding. Gene Ontology annotation, cellular component: pICln-Sm protein complex; catalytic step 2 spliceosome; spliceosomal tri-snRNP complex.